AUGGCCGUUCACAUAUUCGGUAAAGCCAUUAAGCAUAACGCCUUGGUCAGAAUAGGGCUUGCUAAGAGAAUUUUCGGUGUUGGAUAUAAUACUGCUGAAAGAUUAUGUGCAAAAGUUGGAAUCUACCCACAAAUGAGAAUGAAUCAACUUACUGAACCCCAAAUUAUGGCUAUUAAUAAAGAAUUAUCCGAAAUGGCAGUUGAAAAUGAGUUAAAAGCCAAGAUUUUGAGCGAUAUCAAAUUGAAAAGAUCUAUUGGUUCUUAUGCUGGUCAAAGACACGCAGCCGGUUUACCAGUUCGUGGUCAAAGAACUAGAAAUAAUGGUUAUAUUGCCGGUAAAUUAAACAAAGUCGAAAGAAGAUUAUAG
Molecule: messenger RNA, 366 nt
Organism: Hyphopichia burtonii NRRL Y-1933
Lineage: Eukaryota; Fungi; Ascomycota; Pichiomycetes; Serinales; Debaryomycetaceae
Product: mitochondrial 37S ribosomal protein uS13m
Exons: 1
Coding region: 1-366 (121 amino acids)
Biological process (GO): translation
Cellular component (GO): ribosome; small ribosomal subunit; mitochondrion
Molecular function (GO): structural constituent of ribosome; RNA binding
Source: RefSeq, a predicted model, not a curated record